UAUUUUACAUUUAGGUAUACAUCUAAUAAGGAGAUAGGCAUGCAACCAGUUAAAGAUAAAAUUUAUUUAAAAGUAAGCAAUAUGAAAGGAGACUUUCAAUAUACAGAACUAGUAUUAAUAAUACUACCUUUAAAUACAGAGCCACCAAUAAUUACUGUUUUUGGUGAAAUUCAGGUAGAAGAAAGCAAGAUGGUUAUUGUAGGACCUGAUAUAUUUACUGUUAUUGAUGAAGACACAUCGGCAGCUGAUCUGACAAUAAUCAUCGACAUUCAACCCAAAUAUGGAUAUCUUGCAAAUCAAAAACAGUUUUCAGACUCAGAAAAGUCUUUUAUAGGCCUUCCUAUAUCAUCAUUUAUUUUACAAGACUUAUAUGAUUUAUAUAUUCAAUAUAUUCAGAAUGAUCACUUAAAUAUUGAACCAGUUGCUGAUAAUUUUUCAUUUCAUGUCACUGAUGGAAGACAAUCAUCGUCAAUUUCUCAUCUUAAUAUUACAAUUCAUUUAAUUAAUGAUGAACCUCCAAUCAUUGUGAAACAGCAGUUAUUUGUUGAACCUGGCCAAAUAGCAAUAAUUGAUAAUUCAACAUUACUUGUUUAUGACAGAGAUACACCUGUAACAGAUUUAAUAUUUAUUUUAGAGAUUCCACCAAAAUAUGGAAAAUUAAAGAAAUUGAAAUCAGUGGCAAAGCAAAACUUGCAACAUAGUAUUGAUUUAACUUCUGGAAAUAACUUUUCUGUUCAAGAUAUAAUGAAUGAACUGAUAAUAUAUAUUAACGAUGGAAAUGUCAAGAAUAAGGAAGACAGCUUUAUUCUUACCGUUUCAGAUGGAGAAUUUUAUGACACUCAAGCCAUAACAAUAUUAAUAGAAUUAUUGGCUGAUAACAUUCCUAAACUGAACAUAAAUGGAUUUGGACACAGUGCAGUAACAAUAAUACAGUUAGAACGACCUGAGUAUUCUAUAGAAGAACCCAAUGAGCCAGAACAUGUUACUAAACUUUCUGUAACUGCAGUGAGAAGUGGAGAUAUAAACCACAUAUCCAAAGUUCGUGUUAAUACAAAAGAUGGAACUGCAAUUUCGGGUAUUGAUUACCAAGCCAAAAGUUCAAUAUUAUUUUUUGAUUAUGGUGAAACCAAGAAAACAUUUGAAGUUGAAAUCAUAUAUAACAAAGAUAAAGGGUGGAAUAAGAAUUUUUUUAUUACUCUUUGUUCAGAAGAAUUACUGAAUGCUAUACUUGGAAAUAUUUCAAUUUCUACAAUUUUUAUAGCUGAUAAUGACGACUUUGAUAUCUUAGUACUUCCAGCUCCACCAAUUGUUAUAUCAUUGCAGCAUUAUGAUGAUAUAGAAAUUAAUAUGAAUAAAGAUCCAUCUCCUGGAUAUCCAUUAAUUUGUGUGACUAUAUUGGAUACUAUUUAUUUUGGACCAAAGUUUAUGAUACGUUGUAUUGCUCAACCACUGUCAUCUGAAGGAAGUUCUGGAAUUGCACUGAAAAGCAAUGUUGCUAAAAUUGGAAGUCAUAAUGGAAUAUGCAAACUGAAGUCACAGUCUUUCAAGGCUACUCUACAAUAUUUAAAUUCUUCAAAUAUUCAACAUCCUAAUCGUCUUCAUAUUCAUAUUGAAAUUCCUCAUCAGGAUGGAAUGCUUCCUUUGAUAUCAACUUAUCCUCUGCACAAUGUAAACUAUCUUUUGACAGAAUCAAUUUAUAGACAACAACAUUUGUGUUCAAAUCUAGUUGUUUCAUCCAAGAUUAAAAGUGAAACUGGAGAGACAAAUUAUGGAUUUUUGAAUCCAUUUGAUAUUUCAAAUCACAAUUUCUCAGAAUUCUAUUUCACCACACCUUAUCAGUAUGACCUCAUGCUUCGAGAAGAAAAGACAUUACGUUUAUAUCAACAUCUGGAUCUUAAAAUAUGUCUUUGGAAAUUUGAUGCCUGGUAUCAUAUGACAGAACUAGUUGAUUUGUGUGGUGGAAAUAUAGCAUCAAAUUUUCAAUUGAGGACUAGUGGAGAGACAUAUCUUACUGUGCAUUUACCUUUAUAUGUUUCCUAUAUUUAUGCUUCUGCUCCAACUGGAUGGAUAACAAUGGAACAUCAUACUGAAUUAGAAUUUUCUUUUUCAUAUAAUACAAUGUUGUGGAAGACUGGUGUAGAAACAGAUGGUUUGUACCAUUCCAGAUUACAAAUUUUAAAAGUUGUAAUUACUAAAAGUGGUGCUCUGACAAUUAAAUUCAAAACACAAGCAAAAUUCAGAGGACUGUUUAUUUUGGAACACCCUGUGAUUAGUGAUUUAAAAAGUCAAGUUAAACCUCCUGCAAAUCUUACAAUAUCCUUCAAUUUAGAAUUAUUAUGGACUGAACAAACUUUUGAUGGACCAACACAGCUAUGGAAAACUACCAGCAAGUAUAAUUUAAAGGAUUACACAGGAUUAUAUAUAAUUGAACUUAUUCCUUGCACUGUCCGGUCUACACAAUCUUAUUCUCAAAACUUUUUAGAAAUUUGCACAGCUUAUCUUCCAGAAAAAUUUGAAAUCCCCGUGGUUUUUCAACAAACAAACAGACCCGUACCGGUCGUUUACACUUUAAAUACCAUUUUUCAAUUAGUCAAUGAUGAAAAAACGUUCGUGUUAAAUCCUUACGCUUCGAGUACAAAUUUAUACGAAUUGGACUAUAAAGGCAUUUUCUUUAGAGGUCAGACGGUGUACGGAAGGGUGCUGUGGAAUCCCGACCAGGACUUGAAAUCUGCCUACAGUCUUCGCAUCGAGAAGUUGUUUAUCUGCGCGGGACGCGACGGAUUCGUUCCGUUUUACGAUCCUACCGGAGAAGAGUACGACCGAGGACCCGGGUUCGGUUGCAUUCAAAACAGCCGACGUCUUCAACAUCGGUUUCUCUUACUGGACCGAUCGGACCCUUCGGGUGUGGACAAAAGCUUUCUGGACGUUCCGUUCGGAGCCAGUUUUGCCGAUCAGAACGAUUCUUUCUACUCCAUGAAAGACAUUCCCGGAUUGGACGGAUUUCUGUUUAAAGUGGACGCCCUCUAUCGGGUGGAUUCGGGACGUCGCUGGUAUCUGCAGGUGGUAUACAACAUCGGCUCGGCCCGACGCCGCCACAGAAAGGCCAGACGAACGGAGACCCGAACCGGCACCGACAUGCGAAUGCUGCGGCUGGCCCCCGACCCCUCCUCUCCCGCCUCCGGUCGGACGGCCUACCCCUGGUUGGGGGUGCCGCUGUCGGCGCUGCUCCUGCUCUUGGCGGUCUGGGCCUACCGUCGGAGGAAAGCGCUGGCCGACCGCCCCCCGACGGACGAAUCCCCGGAGGAGGGCGAGAGCGACGGUUUUUUAACCGGCGGCUCGAGUGCCGGAACUUCCGGCCUGGGACGCCGUCCUUCCGGGACGGAAGUGUGAAAGGCCGAACCGGAGCGGGAGGAGGUGCGAGAAGAAGAGACGGAGAGAGCGUUCCGGCGGCAAGGGAAGAGACAGAGAAGAUUUUCGCACCUGUGUACAUUAUUUUUCUUAGAAAUAAAUUCUAAUUUUUUCCCUUCUGCUCGUUCUUCGCCGGAGGAGGCAGCGGGAAGGAGUUGCUCCGAAGUUUAUCGGACGGCUUUCGCCCGGGAUUUCUUUGUCUUACGUGUACCACCUGCGCGGGUCGCCGAGUGCGGGCCGAGCACGGACGCCAUCUCGCGGUUGUUUGUUCGUUAAAUAAAAUGACAAUAACCAUACGAAUCGUUGCUUCUGGG
This is a messenger RNA of Centruroides sculpturatus (bark scorpion), 3722 nucleotides long. RefSeq names its product extracellular matrix protein FRAS1-like. Gene Ontology annotation, biological process: cell communication. The coding region runs from base 40 to 3390 and encodes 1116 amino acids. The transcript has 19 exons. Gene Ontology annotation, cellular component: membrane. The record is from RefSeq and is a predicted model, not a curated record. NCBI's taxonomy places the organism in Eukaryota, Metazoa, Arthropoda, Arachnida, Scorpiones, Buthidae.